Prorocentrum cordatum is the source of this 873-nucleotide messenger RNA. The record is from the annotation of a GenBank genome assembly. NCBI's taxonomy places the organism in Eukaryota, Dinophyceae, Prorocentrales, Prorocentraceae.
AGCCGGUCUGCCUCAAGGCAGCGCGAGGCAGCCAGGGCACCCGGUAGAAGGGCGGCGCCGCCGCGGCCGCCGCAAUGGCUUUUGUCCUCUCGCGCAUCGCGCGGUCCGCGAUUGCACCCCUCGAGAGGAACAUCAAGCCCGAGGAGUUCAUCUCUGGCGGUGCCCUCCAUGGCGCGUUCGAGAUUCCGAACUUCCGGCGAGCGUCGUUCUGGAAGUACUUCUGGGUCCAGCACUUCGUGACGAGGCAGCACGUCUUCAACGUCCACCACACGGGGUACAUCGUCCUGUGCGUCUUCUUCUGGUGGACCGGGGCGUUUGCAACUGCUCCCAUGGAGCGUCGCGAGAAGUACUACAUGCACUCGCCCAAGUUCCGCCUCCAGACGGCCUACGCGAAUCCAGGCACGCGGCCGGCAGCCAAGAUCGCGCAGGAGCAGGCGAAGGUUCGGUACUUUUACAAGGGGCAUGAUCACCCUUUUACCCUGAACGAGCUCAAGGACUUCUACUUCAAGCUGCGCGAGAAUUGGAUGAUCCAGCACUACCCAGGACCCUUCCGCAUCCAGUACCCGUUCGUCUACCGCCAGAUGUGCCCCGAGAAGACCGACGAGCCGCUGAAGGUGCCGAUCUACGAGCCCCUCCGCGGCGGCCACUGAGCGAAGCACCGGGCGCGGCUUGCGCGGAGCCCAGGCCAGCGCCAAGGGGGCUCGGGGGGCACAACAGCUUGGAGUGGGACCACGAGGUGGGCUCUCGCGGAGGAUGCGGGGUCGCCACGCGCGGCCGCGCUGGGCAGGGCCGGCGGCGCGAGCAACACUCGAUUGAGCGACGGAAGAGGAGGUCCCACGCGCGCGUGGAGCCUUCGACCAGAGAAAAAAUGGA